Messenger RNA from Sinocyclocheilus anshuiensis, 1085 nucleotides. Its product is annotated as interferon-induced very large GTPase 1-like. Lineage: Eukaryota; Metazoa; Chordata; Actinopteri; Cypriniformes; Cyprinidae. The transcript has a single exon. The coding region runs from base 168 to 1085 and encodes 305 amino acids. The record is from RefSeq and is a predicted model, not a curated record.
AUUAGUCACAGAUGUUGCUCAGCAGACAGACACAAUGAUUCAGUCAUUUAACAUUUCAAAGAUGGGCUACAACAUCAUCUGCAUUCACCAACUCUGAUUACAUCAGAGCAAGAGUAACAGAACAUGAGGAAGGAUCAGUGAAUUAUGUGUUCAAGAAUGAAUUCUUCAUGCAUUUGGUUCUGUCCAUCUGUGAGAGAGCAAACAAGAUGAUCACUGACCAACACAGACUGUUCAGAGACGACAAUGGUCCUGUAAUAUAUGUUGAGAAGAAGAGAGAAGAGUAUUAUAGUGUUUUCCUGAAAUACUGUCAUGGAGCAACAUCAGCUGUUAUUUUUGGUGAGAUCAUCUGUCAGAAACUGAAAGAGCCCAUUGAGCAGAGCGUCUACAAGAAGACUGCCAGAGAUAUAGCAGAUGAAAUGAGAUCAAACUGUGAAUCACUGAAUGGAAACAGAUCAAAUCUGGAGAAACACAUCCUGAAGACACUGGCAGAAGAGGAGGAUUUCGACAAAUACAUGAACUACAUUAACACUCCCAGAGAUCACUACAAGAGUUUCAUCAGAGAUGAAGUCAGUCGGUACAUCACUGAUCAGUUCAGUGUCAGUGUUUUACCCAAGAUGAAGAGGGACAUUGAACUCCUGCAGAUGAAGAUCAUGGAAGCAGCUCAUGAAUCUACUGAACAUGUUCAAGAGAACAGAGGAGAUGCUGGUUUGUGGUUGAAGAGUUUCACACAGCAGCUCUCAGAUGAGCUGAUCUUCUCUGAAAAAGACCUCAGUGGAGUCAAUCAUGAUUAUGUUGAGGAUUUCAAACUGUUAGAAGAUGUGAUAAAGAGAGAACUUCCUGCUAUAAUGUAUGACAUCAGCAGGAGAUUCAACAGAAAGACAUUUGAUGAAAAACUGGACUAUGAAGACAGAACAGAUGAGCUUCUGAUUGAUCACUUCUGUCAGUGCUGUUGGAUUCAGUGUCUGUUCCAGAGAGAUCUGGAGAAAUACUACAUGAAAACAUUUGAUGGCUAUGGUGAGAUCCCAGACAACUGGAGAAGAUACACAAAACAGGAUGCUAUUGAGAGUUUGAAUACAUACAUGUAA